Molecule: messenger RNA, 795 nt
Organism: Trematomus bernacchii (emerald rockcod)
Lineage: Eukaryota; Metazoa; Chordata; Actinopteri; Perciformes; Nototheniidae
Gene: nkx2.7
Product: NK2 transcription factor related 7
Exons: 2
Coding region: 1-795 (264 amino acids)
Biological process (GO): regulation of transcription by RNA polymerase II; cell differentiation
Cellular component (GO): nucleus
Molecular function (GO): DNA-binding transcription factor activity, RNA polymerase II-specific; RNA polymerase II cis-regulatory region sequence-specific DNA binding
Source: RefSeq, a predicted model, not a curated record
AUGGCAUUGGUUGGGAUGCAUCUCAGUUUAACGACCACGACGCCUUUCUCAGUGAAGGAUAUUCUGAAGCUGGAGCACCACCACGAUUUCGAAAAUGAUUUUUUGAUUACUGAUCAAGUUGUUCCGAUGAAUUAUCAGCACGUGUCCCGGCCCAGGGACCUUUAUGACUGCCAGGCUGAGCAGUGCGUCUCCGGGAUGCAGGAGAAGCUCCAUAUUCAUAACUCAGCAGCAGAAGAGGAGAUACAUGAGCAGGACAUAAGCGGUCUUGACAGUUCACCUGAAAGUGAGAAAACCCUGAAGAACGGAUCCCGGCCCCGCAGGAAGCCCCGGGUCCUCUUCUCCCAGUCCCAGGUGUCCGAGCUGGAGAGGCGCUUCCGGCAGCAGAGGUACCUGUCCGCCCCGGAGAGAGAGCACCUGAGCCUGGCCCUGAAGCUCACCUCCACACAGGUGAAGAUCUGGUUCCAGAACAGGAGAUACAAGUGCAAGAGGCAAAGGCAGGACCUGUCUCUGGAGCUGGGGUUCCCCUCUGCAGGAAGGAGGGUGUCGGUGCCGGUGCUGGUGCGGGACGGGAAGCUCUGCAGCUCCGCACCGUAUAACGUGACUCUGGGACAUUAUAACCCCGUGUUUGGAUACGGAAACAGCGGCAGUGUGUACGGCUGCGGCUAUCACAGCGUGUCACCCUCAGCCGCACAGAUGUGUAAUAAUAAUAAUAAUCAGAUGGUGGAUUUAUCAGGUGAGGGGGGCUUCAACCACGGACACUUCCAGGCUUCAUUACAGAGUGUAAGAGGCUGGUGA